CACGCGCGUCACAUGAGCCGGAUGCCUGCCGUGCUCUCGCGGUAACUCCCACGUGAAGCGACCGUCGGUCUGUUAUGACACCACAGACGCUUUGACCCGAUCAGCUGCUAGCUGAAAGUCACGGUAGUGCGGACGCGGCUUGCUAACAGCUAGCUAGCACCGAGCUAACACCUGCCGCCAUGCUGGGCCGCUUGCUGUUCACCAUCAUCAACAAGCUCCAGGUGGUGGAGAAGCUGGCGGAGUCUCGUCCCAUGCGCAGGGCGGCGCAGAUCACCGCCUACGCCAUCACCAAGGCGCAGAUGGCCGGCCGGGACGCCUCGGAGCGGGCCAUGCGCUCCCAGACGCUGCGGCAGGUCCGGGAGGAGGCCGGCAGGGUGCCCCGGGACCUGGGGGAGGCGGGCAGCCGCCUGAAGAGGCUCCGAGAGACGUUCGUGAACGAGGUGAAGGAGGGAUGGAAGGACGGCUCCAGGCAGAUCAAGAAGUAAACAGGACCCGCUGGGGGGAGGGGGGAGUGACAGAACUUUGUGACUGGAAACAUCACUUUUAUGACCUGGUUGUGAUUCCAGUUACUUUCCUGAUGGAGAAAUACAGAAUCUACCUGUGUCAGCAACACGUCUCCCACCUGCAGACACCAGGAAGAGGCUGGUGUGAAAUGCUGUUAAUCAUCACUCACAUGGAAUCUAUGUCCAGAGAGUUUGUGUUCCUAAAUUAUUCAGCUCUCUGAAAACACAUGGACGUUUUGCUGUGUGCACUCAGGGUUUUAAAGAAAUCCUGUGGGGAACAUAGGAGCUGACUCAGAAAGGUUUUGGCAGGAGUUUGCUAAAGACACCUGCUAAUUUCAAAGUUAUUUCAACAUUUAGAACAGACCUCUGGAGCUGCACUGUAUGAAUCACCACAUAGGAACGUCCUGAUGAAAGAAUAGUUUUUUUAAAUUUCACUUGAACCGAUGUGCCGUGCACUCGAACAUCCGUGACACCAAAUCCUGCCGAGGACCUUCGUUUCCUUCAUCUGACAUUGAGUUGUCAGUGGGAAUCAUUUAUCAGCUGUAUGUGUGUAUUCAGAGGGAUAUUGUAUGUAAGACGGUGAAUUCACCCUUUUGUCCGGGUUGUAUAAAUAAAGAUGAUAAUAUAUGACAUAGCA
Molecule: messenger RNA, 1140 nt
Organism: Hippoglossus stenolepis (Pacific halibut)
Lineage: Eukaryota; Metazoa; Chordata; Actinopteri; Pleuronectiformes; Pleuronectidae
Gene: ncbp2as2
Product: protein NCBP2AS2
Exons: 2
Coding region: 180-485 (101 amino acids)
Source: RefSeq, a predicted model, not a curated record